Molecule: messenger RNA, 498 nt
Organism: Phytophthora nicotianae INRA-310
Lineage: Eukaryota; Oomycota; Peronosporomycetes; Peronosporales; Peronosporaceae
Exons: 3
Coding region: 1-498 (165 amino acids)
Source: RefSeq, a predicted model, not a curated record
AUGUCGUGUGGUUCUUCCGGCAAUCGGCCGAUCGAGAUUACCAAAGCAAUGAAGCUGGUUGGAAAGUGGGCUCAAGAUGCUUCUCAAACUCCUCUACCUAGUCAUUUGUGCGACGAUCUUGUCGAAGAAGGGAAAGUGUAUGUCAACAAGUUGUCAAGCUUUCUCAUCAAAGCCGACCUGAUCGGGGCGCUCAGGAAAAUCGAAUCUUCUACCCGUGAUGUGUUCCAGUCGACGGUGGAAGAGAGAGCGGCGAAUGCAUUGAGCUGGACACGUCAACUCAAAGAGGGCGCAUCGGUGGAGGAUGUCGACAAAGGUAUUUUACUUCUGGACGAAGUAAUCCGGCAUCAGGAAGAGGGUUGGAAACCACGAAACAAUGAGGAUCGGUUGGCGGUGAUAUCGAAGUGGAGGUUAAAUCGUUACCAGACUAAAACGGACUCUGGCAGUGCGACGGCAAACAAUCCGAAAAAGAUAAAGAAAGAAAGAGGACAGCGAGGUUAA